AAUUGUCGCACAGGCAGAAAAGUUCAGUAAUGGAAGUGGUUCCGGCAGUGAAGAGCUCGCUUCAGUAGUUGGGCGACGAUUUUCGGGGGACCAUCCAGCGUCGAGUGGUCCUUUGACAGCGGGGCAGAAAAGCAGCGCGCAAGACACGAUAGUCAACGAGAAUGCUGAAGGAAGCAGUGAGCUAGCACGAGCAUGGGGGAUAUUGUCAGAAAACAAGGAGAUCCAGCGUCUUGGACUUAUGGCGGCUUUUUUCGAAUCGUCUAUGUUCAUCUUCGUCUUCUUGUGGACGCCGGCGCUCAACGACCUUGCGUAUCCGAGAAGUACUGGAAUUCAGGUAUGAUGGAGAUUAUGAAAUUUUCAUUUUCUACUUGGUCCAGGUGAAGAGCAGGGUUCUUCACGUCUAGGAACGUACUCUUCGACUUCCGAUGAAUUAGUCCAUCGUGAACAAUAGUUAGUGCCAACACGGAUAACUCGCGUUGUUAGUAGUCUCAAUUUUUUGUUUUCGACUUAAUCUGAAAGCCCCCGUCUCUCCGUACUGUACGAUCAUGACUUCAAAGCCCCCUUAAAAUAAAGAUUUGUGCACGCAGCUUCAUAUGUUGAAGUUUUUGGCUUUCACACAACGGCGAGAAGCACGAAGACCACUCCGCAGCUCCGUAUGGUUUGAUCUUUGCGCUUUUUAUGGUUUCCUGUAUGUGCGGGUCGUGCCUUUUUUCGAUUUUUGAGUCGCAGGUGAGCGAAAAAACCUUGGCUUCAGUAACGAUCGGCCUCGCUGUAGCGAGUAAUGCGCUUGUGCUGUGUACGACAAAUGUGACAGUCUUGCUUCUAGGCUUCAUGGGGUUCGAGUUGUCGCUAGGGUUGUACUUUCCGACGUUCGGAAUUAUCAAGAGUCGCUUAGUGCCUGAACGAAGUCGCGCGAUGCUCUACAGUUUUUUCCGAGUUCCGCUGAACGUGAUUGUCGUCUUAUGUCUCGCUGUGGAUCUUCCGGUCCGUGUCGGUUUUGGCUUCAUCACCGCUAUGCUCGUGUUGUGCGGCUACUUGCUCACGGGUCUCAGGCUGGAUAAGCAUUCAUCAAGCAACACGCCUUGCAACAGUGAGACGAGUGCUGCACUAGAAGAUGAUGUUUUAGACCAUGACAAUAAUAUGCACUCCAGACUUGGUGGCUGCAGUUCCAAGCGCACAAUCGGAGCAACAUCGAAAGAACAAGUGGAAUAUUAUCAACUGGACGCGCAGGACGAAGAAGAGUCUCUGGAUGUUAUCGUCGAAAGUCCAGACAUUCAGAGCGACAGAAGUCCCGAAGUGGAAAUGGUGCUGAUGAGCCAAGGGAGUAGCCGGCACGGAUCUGCGCCUGGUCGUGAUGUGGUCGAGCAGCAGGGGGAGAUCCUUCAUCACGUUCAGGAAGAUAUCGAUAGAACUGCUCAACUGCAGUCAGGACAAAGUGGUCCGUCUAGCUUGAGGACCGGUGUGCAGCAUAAUAUAGGCGUGAUUCGCAUGCCGCCACCGAGAAGGCUUGGCAGACCGCAUGAAACGGAAAUUGCCGGUGGGAGUUCAGGAAGCCGUCCUGGUGUUACGAAUUCGUCUGCCAAUCGUGUGAAAACUAAUCCAAGUAACCGCCACGGACCCGUUUCAAGCGCGAUAUCAUCCGACGACAGUGAGGGAGACGCAGCCGAUGUCUCAAACUUUCUCGUUUUCACCGGGAGUCCCAGAACGAAUUCUGCGAAUCCGGGUAUCGGUGCAGAUAUUUCAGAAAAAACGAGUGCGUCAAUGCUGCAUACGAAUCUUAGGGGAGGCGAGUCUGGCUCUGGUUCUUUCGGGGUCGUGCAGCUUCCCUCAGCAGCAAAUAUGGGCGUUCGUCUUGGGAAUGAGAGCAGUGCGGUCAAUAAAAAUUACCCUAUAUUAGAAGCCGCCGCAGCGAGAGAACAGGGCAUAGCGCGUCCGACAGAUAACGACAGGUUGAAAGCAAUGAUGAAGGAACUGGACUCAUCCUCUUCGGAUGGAUAGAGCGUUCUCUUCCUAGCGCGCACUAUAAUUAUUUUCUUUGAUGAACAUGCAUCGUUGAUGUGCUUGAGCAGCCUUCUUUUACUCUGCCUUGGAAUUUGACGCUCAAAAAAGAAAUGUCAAAGAUCCAAGCGUUACCAAUGCUUUGCACUUGAUAUUGAUGAAGAAAAGCGAGACAGACAGUGUCAGGAAGCUGAAAUCCAAUUUAGCUUAGUAUCGUAAGACGCAGAUGAUUAUAUUCUGCAAAUCUAAACGUGAAAAGAGUGUCACCAGGAACUGUGUGCUUACUCUGUAACAAGCGGUAAUUCUCUGUCCAAGAGGGUCUAAGUAAGAUAUUGCACGUCAUCACCGACGCAUAUUUUACAUGAAAUGACUUGAAAAGAAGUUAUAAUGAUCAAACGUGUCUGUCCAGAGUGUGGCGUGUUCUAGAUUUUAGGCUAGGCGUCUGGUUUGUUAGGCUGGCUCCACCAAUAAUAUUUGGUUUCUCAAGCGUCUACGACGAAAAUACAAACGGACUGUUAGAAAUAGUAUACGAGCUUACGGAUGUCGCGCAUAGUAUAAGAACGAGACGCAAGAAGGAUCUACGAAGUGAAAACUGAAGAAUAUUAUGAAAAUUGUAGGAAGGAAGCUCUGAAUUACAAGAAUUGAAACAUGAUGAUUUAUCAAUGGUGAAUGGAAG
This is a messenger RNA of Amoebophrya sp. A25, 2674 nucleotides long. The record is from the annotation of a GenBank genome assembly. NCBI's taxonomy places the organism in Eukaryota, Dinophyceae, Syndiniales, Amoebophryaceae.